Harpegnathos saltator (Jerdon's jumping ant) is the source of this 4175-nucleotide messenger RNA. RefSeq names its product Na[+]/H[+] hydrogen exchanger 3 (gene Nhe3). Lineage: Eukaryota; Metazoa; Arthropoda; Insecta; Hymenoptera; Formicidae. Gene Ontology annotation, molecular function: sodium:proton antiporter activity; potassium:proton antiporter activity. The record is from RefSeq and is a predicted model, not a curated record. The transcript has 12 exons. The coding region runs from base 34 to 2136 and encodes 700 amino acids. Gene Ontology annotation, biological process: proton transmembrane transport; sodium ion import across plasma membrane; regulation of intracellular pH. Gene Ontology annotation, cellular component: plasma membrane; recycling endosome.
AAAAAUCGCCUUGCAGGCCGUUACCGAGUAAAGAUGGCGGCGAACGGCGGUGUACGACUCUUGUUUCUCGGAAUUCUUUGUAUUUUUCUUCUGGAACUAUGCAACGGCGCUGCGACGGACAUCGAGUUGGACGCAAAAGCACAGCUCUUGCAUCGGCUGGACAGUCUCAACCUUUUGCUUUACACUUUCCUAUUAAUCUUAACCGUUUUAACGAUAUGGAUGUUCAAGCACCGCCGUUUGAGGUUCCUCCAUGAGACUGGCCUAGCUGUCAUCUAUGGCUUGAUCAUAGGAGCGAUAAUACGAUAUGGCUUCACAACAAGUAGUACUAUUCUCCAUAUGCCAGUAGUUCCAGAUAACAGCAGCAAGUAUAAUCAGUCCGUCCCACCGGAUACAUUAUGGUUACGUUUCCCAGAGGAUAAGGGUGGUGGCAUUGUAAAAAACAAAACAUUUGCAUAUUCUUUUCGUGGUGAAAUUUAUAAGGAAGAUAACGAGAUUGAUUUGAAGGCAACAUUUGAUCCUGAAAUAUUCUUCAAUAUUAUAUUGCCUCCUAUCAUUUUCCAUGCAGGAUACAGUUUAAAACGUAAAUACUUUUUUCGAAAUCUGGGUGCUAUUCUUAUGUAUGCUUUAAUAGGAACUUCUAUAUCAGCCUUUGUUAUAGGAGCUUUGAUGUACGCCUUCAUACAAUUGAUACCGCAUCUCUCCACGUCGUUCACGUUCCUGGACACUCUAUACUUCGGCGCUCUGAUAUCUCCCACGGAUCCUUUGACAAUAAUAUCCAUAUUUAACGACUUACACGUAGAUGUUAACCUGUAUGCCUUGGUGUUUGGUGAGAGCGUGUUGAACGAUGCGGUUGCCCUUGUACUUAGCGGUUCGAUACAAAACUAUGCAGAGCGAUACCAGUCAGGGUCGGGCGGUUUCGAGACGGUGGCGUUCUUCCAAGCGUUCGGAGAUUUCGUAGGAAUAUUUAGUCUGUCACUUUUCAUUGGUGCCACCAUGGGCUGCAUCACAGCGUUGUUAACAAAGUUCACCAGGGUACGGGAUUUCCCUCUCUUAGAAUCGGCGUUGUUCGUCUUAAUGUCCUACAGUACAUUUUUAAUUGCUGAAGCUUCUGACCUUACAGGCGUGGUCGCUGUUCUAUUUUGCGGAAUAUGCCAGGCUCAUUACACUUAUAACAAUCUAAGUCUGGAUUCACGUCAACGCACGAAGCAGUUGUUUGAGUUAUUGAACUUUUUAGCCGAGAAUUUCAUAUUCAGUUAUAUCGGAGUGUCGAUGUUCACCUUCCCGAAGCAUCACUUUGAUCCUGGUUUCAUCUUUGCAGGAUUUCUAUGCGCGUUAUUAGGUCGCGCGGCUAACGUUUACCCGUUGUCUUUCAUUCUGAACCUGGCGCGAAAGCCGAAGAUAUCGCUGAACUAUCAGCACAUGCUGUUCUUCGCGGGAUUACGCGGUGCUAUGAGUUUUGCCCUCGCCAUCAGGAACACCGUGUCCGACGCCAGACAAGCUAUGUUAACCACGACAAGCUUAAUUGUGAUAUUGACAGUUAUUUUGCAAGGCGGCGCAACAACGCAAUUCUUAAGCUGGUUCAAUAUUCCCGUCGGAGUAGACGAGGAAAUUGAAGGUCUCUCUCAUAAUGGAACGCGUAGUUAUAAUUCUAUGCAGGAUGGAUCGUUGCCAGGCGGCGGCGGGAGCGGAAGCGGUGGUAGUGGCAGCGGCGGCGGCGGCGGCGGCAGCGCUGGCGGUGGCGGCGGUGGUGGUGGUGGUAGCAGCAGUGUCGGCGGCGGUGGCGGAAGCGGCGGUAUGAAACCCAACGAGAAAGCGUUGCUCGCCAGAAUUUGGGGCGAUUUCGAUACAAAAUACAUGAAGCCUCUGCUGACGCACUCUAGGCCUACGUUGUUAGAAACGUUGCCGGUCUGUUGUAGUCCACUCGCGAGAAUACUGACGACGACGCAACAAAUGACACAGGAUGACGUCGCGAGAAAAGUUGAUUCCGACUCCGACUUCUGUCUGGAAGAUCGCGAAAUGGAGCGACGGAGGACCAGUGUUCAGCCGCUGGGGACUGUGAUGGGAGAAGUUAGUCCGGGACCACUACCGCUGCACACACGAGUCGCCCUGCCAGGUCUGGUCGGCAGACACUUGUAAAAUUCUGUCCUAUAGCCGUGCUGCUCACAUUUCGUUUUACUUCGUUCACUCACCCUUGUACGACUCGCGCACAGUGGUUCAACUUGACUACACUUUGGAAUGCGGCCAAUGAAUGCUUCUUUUAUAACGUAAUUUGUCUUCAAUUAUUAAGGCGAAAAUAUCGAUAUCCGUGAGCCGUUUAGAGAGAAAGAAAAAAAUAUAAUGUACGAGAUACGAGGUCUGUCCCAAAAAUAUCCGACCUUUGGCCAUAUCGUGAGAAAAAAAUUACUCCGGAGUAAUAUAAAUGACGUCGCCUUUGGAAGCGCUGACCUUCUUCCAGCGGUCUACCCACUUCCGGAAGCGGUCCUGGAAGUUGUCUUUUUUGUGACAGCCACUAGCUGCCUCGUCGCAUUUCGUUUUAUUUCCUCGACAUUGUUAAAUCUUUUGCCUUUCAACGGAGCUUUUGCCUUUAAACUUGGGAAAUUACCAGAAGUUACAUGGGGCUAUACCUGGACUGUACGGGGGUUGGCGCAGUUGGACAAUGCCGUGUGUGCUUUUGUUUCAUCGCCAAUAAUAUAACUCUUUUGAGCAACUCUGGAUUUCUUUUUGGAUAGAUUCCAGAAUGUCUUCGACAACUUCAACUCGAAAAUCCUUUUGGUCUUUCGUGAGCACUCGUGGAACGAAUUUUGCAAUGCACGCGGCUCUUCCCCAGAUCUUCAGUCAAAAUUCGAGAAACGAUAAAUUUUGGGAUCCAAGGAGAUCCUCUUCUAAUUCUCGCACGGUCAAACGAUGAUUUUCGUUGAUUGUGACUCGCAUUCCACGUUUUCCGCUCUCUGAACCGCCUAAACCACUCUUAUUUGCGUAUCACUCAUAGAGUCAUCACCAUAAACUUUGCGGAUUAUGCCAAUUAUGUGGGCAAAUUUGUAGCAAAAUUUAAUGCAUAAUAUUCUCUACUCGACUCGCUCGGUUAUUAUGAAACGCGACGCUCGAAAUUCUCGCCGCUCAUUGCGCAACUGCGUACUGUUGCCGGCUGAACAAGUGUUGGGUCGUGCAACUAGAUAGGGAUGUUCCUUAGAAUCUUCUUUAAACGCUGAAUGGCUGUUGUCUGCAAUAGGAUGCCCAGGAAUAAAAAUAUACGCAGAGGUCGGAUAUUUUUGGGACAGUCUUCGUACAUGCAUUAAUUAUAAAGAUCACGGCAAAGUACUAACAUUGUCAUAUCCAACAGAUCUUGAGCAUGAGCCACUGUAAGCGAUUAUGUACGCGACUUAUAAAUGUACUGGUCACAAUAAGUUCACAGUGAGUUCUGUAAAAAAAAAAAGAAACGUCGCUGGAGUUAUACAUCAGCCGUUGAACUUAAGGAGCUAGUCGUAUUUCCUACCAUGUAGCAAUUCUCGAUGCUAAAUCGAAUGCUAAAUUGGAAAGUGUGGAACGCAUUCUAAUAUAAAUAUAUAUAUAUAUAUAUAUAUAUAUAUAUAUAACUUAUUAGUAUCUUGACAGAAAAAGGGCUAAUCUUCAUUUAUUUUUCAGCUGCAGAAGUUUAUGAGAAACAAUUUAAACUUUUCAAAAUGACACGUUGAAUAGAUUGAACAACUAUUGUUUUAGAUUAUUCUAGAUAUUCGAGUUUAUGUAAAUUUCAGUUUUCCAUUAUUAUUUUUUUUUGACACUAUCCAUAUAAUUUUAACUAUAAAGAAUAAAUAGAGAUGCAUGAACGAUACACUAGAAACUGGUACACAGCAGAUACAACUGAGAAUAAAUUGCUUUUAUUUUCGCAUAUACCCCCUUCAAUAAGACCUUCACGGUUAAAAAUUAGACAGACAGAUAUUAGCCACCUUUUCUCGCAAGUACAGAUAUGUUACAUUAUAUUUAUUGGUUUUGCUAGGUUUGUAAGUAGAUUAACUUUUUUAAUGACCACUGUAUAGUAUUAUGUUAUCAGGCGGUUUAAUUUUAGUAGCCGGUGGAAACUGUAACGGAAAUAUGCGGCGAUAAAGUGAAAUACCUUUAUGACGCAAGAUCGACAACCUGUAUCUAAUUAAUAUGCAUUAUGCGUCUGAGUAUGAUAA